UCCUCCAAAGCUAACCGCUGAUCGCUUAUGUUAGCCCAUGGGAGACUCACGAGGAAGGAGUAAGGAAUUAAAGCUAUCUACGUUGCAUAAUGAAAAUUAUGAACCGAAACCCAGAUCCUCAAGACUGAAUGGUGUUUGUUGCUGCAAGAAAACGUUUUAAAUUAAUGUUUCGUGGUCUGUCAUCGCCAGCUUCAUGUAAAUGCCAUGUGAAAUGAUAGACGGAGGCGGAACUUUGGACCUUGCAGGUGAGGUGAUCGUGUCAAGCAUUCGUUCAAUCGUUCAGAAAGGUUGCAUGUUGACUUCGCCGUAGUGAUUAGCUUAAGUUAAGGAGCUGUAGUUGCUUUAAAGAGAGGAUUUUUUUGCGGCUUGUAAUCGAAUACCUGUAGCCAAGUCAAAGAAUAAACACGCUCUUAUUUUAUGCAUGCAAUGAGAACAUACUUUGCAAUUUUUAAAUUUCGUUGCUAACAACUGCGCAUUUGGAAUUACUAGUUUAUUUGAAAUUCAAUCAAACAGUGCAGCUGUUAUUUAAUUAAGGUUCAUUUGCAAUUGCUAAUGUUUGCUUUCUUGAUGGAAAUAAGUUUGCAUUUUUUUAAGCAUUACAACUAUUUCUAGACAAACCCGUCGUAGAAUAUCAACUUACUUAUGCAAAUAUUACCUUGUCGACUGGGAAACAGUGAUGUUGAGAAGUGAUGGUGUGAACCAUGUUUUGAUUAUGACGACACAAGAGAUCUUAUCACAUUUCAUUUUAAACUUUCACAUUUCUUCAGGUUAAAAUGAUCUUUCAGGAAUUAAAAAUGUGUCAAUACCUUUGAAAUAUGUUUCAAGAGCAGUGAAAUCCAAUUUAAACACCUCUAAUUUAUUGGAAUUCCUGGAAGAAAACACUUUAUUAUGUCAGAAUUAUAGCGUGUAAUUAUGCUUGGAAAGUAUUUAGAGGAAUUUGAGUAUUUUGCUUUUGUUUUUUUUGCAGUACAUUGUGUUAUUUUAUUUAUUUAUUUUUUAAAGCUUUUUCUUUAGUUGUAUUUUUUUGGUGUCAUAUUGUUUUCAAGUUUAGUCUUAUUAGUUUUGAUAUUUUUUGAUAGAUUGAUACAGUUUUGUGAGGGUUUGGUGCUUCUGGUUAACCUUUUAACACUCAAGAGUGACAAGCAUCUAAUUUUUCCAUACAAUAUCACCCCUGAAUCAUGCAGUAAGGUCAUAAGAAAAAAGAAAAUUAUCAGCAGCUAAAGAAGCUGUUGAUUGUAACACGAAUUCCCCUUGUCAACAUCUGAGGGAAAUGUAUAGAGAAAAGUAGGGAGAAUACCUCUUCUGAUGUUAGGGUGCAAAGGGUUAAGUUCAUUGUUUUAAAAAUGCUUAGCUUUCACAGUGUCUUAUUCUAUCCAGGAGGGGUUCCCAAGGGAAUAAUUGACAAUCCUGAACUCAGGGAAACUUGAAAAAAUUCUGGGGUGGGGGGUACCUGUUUAAGACUAGCAUCUCUUUCAGGGGAAGUAGAUGUACUCUUAGUCUCUUCAUGUUACAGUUCCUAGUGAAAAGCACAAGCCAGUGAGAGUGUCUUGGCCUUCAAGACAAAACCCUUUACACCCUUACAUAACCAUGCAUGAUGCCUAUAAUAAUAAUUAUAGUAAUAAUUAGUGAUAAUUUAUUGACUUGUAUUACACAAUUAUCAAUAUAUUAACAUUAUAAUGUUAAAAUUCAACUAUGUUCAGAUAUUAAAGCUAAAAAUAAAAAUUUUAAAUGGGAAGAUGUACAUGUAGAAACACAAAAAUUACAUGCAAAUAAGUAGAGAGCUUUUGCAACUAAAAAAAGUCACUAUAGCUUUCUUAGACUGGUUUAAAGAUUCAAUAUUUCAGAUAGAACACAGAAGAUUGUUCUAAAAUUUAGGAGCAGCUGUAUGAAAAGAAUGACCGCUGAACAACAGUCUAUAAUUCCUUUAGUACUUCCCUUAUGGUACUGGCAAUCAUUUGUAAUAUUCUUAUCACAUUAAUGUUUGAUUCAGGGGUGAUACUGUUACUUGUAGGGGAAAUAAGAUGCCAAAUUCAGAGGCCAAAAUUCACCUUGUUUUACAUUUACUUCAUAAAAAGCCCUUUUUUUUCCAUGCAAGUCUGGUCUUUUCCCAACAUCAAACCUGUACAGAAAGGGUACUUGAAUUCAAGGACUCUUUUGGAGAAAACUUAAAUGGGAUGGGGUUUGUGUGUGUCUUGAUUUAGUCUAUAGCUAAAGUGUCUGAAAUAUGUUUUUAGAAUGGCCAGUGCCUUUGUUCCUGUGGACUUAGACAAACUUUUAGAUGAAUUUGAGGAAAAGGAGCAAGGUUAGAGUUGUGUCUUUGUUUUGUGAAAUGGGAAGGGUACUUAAAGAACAAAAACAUUCCUCUUGAAAUAAUCUGUGAAUCAAUGUUCUUUUGUGUUAAUUUGUUUUUCUCUAUUUUUGGAUGGAAUUACAGCAUGGAAGGUCAAAAGCGGGCCAAUAUUUUUUAAAUUUAUAUUAAAAAAGCUACAUGUACCUCAGCCCAAAAUUACUUGAUGUUCACACAUAUACACUUAUCGUCCUUAAUCAUACAAUGAAUGAGUUAUUUUAAAAAGCUGAAGUAGUUUUUGAAUAUUAUCAUUGGAGAUGUUGUGAAACAUACUGAAAGGUUAAAAGUAAGUUAUAUAAUUCAAGUAUGACACUGCUUAAGAAUAAGUAACAUUAUUAUUUGGUUUUGUUAAUGGUGAUAUUUUGCAGAAAGGUUCUUUUUUUCUUUAUUGCUAUUUUUGUUUUUAAAUGUGUGGUGAAAAAAGGCUUGAAUUAUUGAGAUUAUUGAACAUUAUUUGUUACUGAUUAACCCCUUCACUUCCAAGACCUCAUUAGUAAUUCUCCUUACAGUCUGCUGUACAACUCUCAUCAUUUUACAUCGGAGAAAUUGGUAUUGGAUCACCUAUCCCAAAUUGAUAUUUUUCUUGAUUCUCAUCUCUUGUCUGCUUGAUAUUGUUUUGAUAUUGUCAGGAUAAUUUCUGUCUUGGUCAGCCAUGGGAGUAAAAGGGCUAAUGUUUAUGAUGCUUUCAAUUAUAAUGUUUAGAACCAAAACCAGAUCAAACCAGUGCAGUCAAAGUGCCAACUGUUGACAGAAAGCGAAUAGCUACACAGAGUUUCCAGUCACCAUUCCCUUCAAUCCAGGAAGAGGUAUUGUCUGAUCAGGAAUCUGAAAAAUAUCCUGAUGACAGCAAGAAUGACAUUGAUGAUGACAGUGAUGAUAGUAGUAGUAUUAAUGGACUGAUUAAAGCAGCUGAAGCCAUAACUGAUCAAAAUGUGGCUGGAAAGACUUUAAGAGAUGAACUAGAAGAACUGGAGGAAAGUGUGGUUUACACACCUAUUGAUAAUACUUGGCACGAAAAUGCACAGAACACUUCUGAGAGUGUCCACUCUGCUGGGCAGUUUGACUUGAAUGGUGUGGAGGACACACACUACAAUGCCAGCUCACUUGAUAAUGAAGAGAGCUUAAUGACAACUCUAGCAAGCAAUGAAGGAGUAUCUGAUGGCCAGGAAGCAAGUAGUAAUAAUUUUGAUCAUAAAGACGAACAAAUUAGUAACAAUGAUGAGUCAGCUUUAGACUCUGCAGUGGCAGCAAAUGGUGUCGCUGAACAUGUGCAAGAUGUAGAAUCUAUGGGCUGGAUUGAAGAUACAUCCAGAGACAACUCAGAACAGCCUGGAAAUGAUGAGGCUAGCCAGUGUGUUGUGAAUGAAUUUGUUGUUUCAGAACAACGAGAAACUCAUGAACAAUUUAUGAACAGCACUGUUUUGCAUCCCCAAGAUGGUGGUAUGUCUGUUGAUGACGUAAAUUUAACAUCAUAUGACCAAGUGCAAAGUGAAAAUCUUCUUGAACCUGGAUUGUCCAUUGUGCCAGUAGUUGAUGCAAAUUUUGAAACUUACCCUUCAGAUUCUGAUCAAAGUCAUAAUUUAGGAACACAGGAUUUUUAUACACAGAAUGAGAAUGCAGAUUCUGGCACCUCUUUUCAAACCGAGCCUUCAAUGACAAAUUCAUAUAAUUGUAAUUCAGAACAGGAGAGUUUUGACACAGGCAAUCAGCCUGGUCAAGUUGAACAUGAAGAAGGUACACAGUCUCCUGUAUUAACCAUGUCAUUACAGUCUCACGGAGCAGUAGAGGCUCGCCGCAUCACCUCAGGAGAAGCUUGUCUUGGUAGAGUGCCACCCCUAUGGGUGCCUGACUCUGUGGCUACUCACUGUAUGAACUGUGGGUUGAAAUUUAGUGUUUUGAAGAGGAGACAUCACUGCAGAGCUUGUGGAAAGGUACUGUAGCUCACAAUACACUCUUAUUUUUAUGCUGGAUAGGAAUUUAGAGGAAAACUAUUUGUAUAUAUUGGCACAUACAUGUAAUGGUUGAUUAUUCAAGGUACUCAAAGUGUUACUAACCCUUGAAGUUCCAUGAGUGAUUGGCUUUAAACUUCUCCCUAUAGUAUUCAUACAUUAUUUAGCAAACAGGUAAUGAGAAUACUCAAACUUAUCAGGUAGAAGUCAUUUUCUUGAUCUAAUACCAAAUUCUUGUAAUGUAUUUACCAGGAAAUAUUAGCCGCUAGCGGGGGAAUUAACAUUAAGAUCUUAAGAGAUAAAGAGUUAACCAGUGUCAAAAAAUUACUUCUUUGGUAAUAUACAACAGAAAGAUAUAAAACUUUUUUGUAUCUUGAUAUUGGCUAUUUGAGGUAAGAAAAUAAUUUUUUACUACUUAUGGACCUUUACUUUUAGUUGAUUGUCUUAAUUAAGUGAAUUAUGUCAAUUACAGGCUCUGUGUUCAUCUUGCUGUAAUAUGAAGUUUGUUUUACCUUACCUGGACAAUAAGGAAGGUCGAGUUUGCCAAGUCUGCUGCAAUGCCCUCUUAAGAGGUAUCUUAUUGUUAUCAGUUCUACAUAGAGCAUCCAAUGUUUAUUGUCAUAUCUAAAAGAAUAUGGACUCAUGAUUUGUGGUUCUUGUUUGUGUUUGUUUUGGAUAUGGUGUUUUUUUGCUGCUUGUAUGAUUAAAGUAAAGAAGUACUCUCUAACACAUAGGAGUUUUAGUUAAGGAGUGCAUAGCUUGAGGAUAAUCUUUUUAGUGUAUCAACCAGAUGUUUCAUAGCAUUUCUUUGGUCAAAGCAUCAUUUUUGAGGCAAAGUAUUGAUGAUGACUGUAAUUUCAGCUCAGGCAUUAUCAGAAGUGAUGGAAAGCCAAGAGGAUGAUAAUCUCAGAAAUCAUUUUGACAGUGUGCCAGAUGAUUUGCUCACAGAAGAUGUUUUAGAAGAACACGAAGACUUACCAGCUGACCAGCAAGAGGUCUCUGAAGGUGCAGAGGCCAUAGGGGAUGAACUUGAUUCCACAGAGUUACCCAGCCCAGGUGAAGACCGUACUGUAUUUAACCCUUCAACUCCCAAGAUCUGAUUCAAUUCUCCCCUCUAGCUGCUACACAUUUCCAUUUAAAUUAGUUAUCAGAACUAGGUGUUAAAUCAAGAUUACAACUUCUACCUGAAAAGUUUACAUAUUCUCACCACCUGUUUGCUGGAUAAUGUAUGGAUAUUGUAGGAAGAGGUUAGAUGUUCAUCAGUUCUGGGAGUUUAAGGGUGAAAUUGCUUCUGUCAACAUGAUCUCAAAUUUUUCUGUAGUCACUCAUAGAGCACAUAAUUGUGGUUGAUGUUUUAAAGUAAUAUGAGAAUUCUGUUGUCUAAUGACUGGCGCUCAUCUUUAGGAGUGGAUGUGGCCACAAGACCAUCUUCCUCUCCCCCAGUUCUUCCUCCUCUACAAAUCCCAGUGCUACCACCCACAGACGCACCCAGCACUCCAUUAUCCACACCAGCAUCCCCUGCUCUGUCUGACGACAGUGAUUGCUUGUUUCGAUUGGAUGUUGAUAAUGUGCGGUCAUUGAUGCCACAAGAUAUAACUACACUGCCACCAGUUUUGAGGGUUACAAAUGAAGGUGUGUGUAAUUCUUCCUAGUGUAAUUUGAUUGGAUGGGAAGGUUGGUCCUUAACCCUUCACUACCUAACAUCAGAACUCAUAUUCUCCAUACUGUUUUUAUGCAUUUUGUAUGGUACUGAUUUUAAGUAUUUGUUUAACAAUCUAGAGCUUCUUCAGUUGUUGAUCAUUUCCUUCAUUCUCAUGAUCAGAAUGUCUUAUUCAAUGGUGAUACUGAUGAUGAAGGACAAAUUAGAUGUUGGUUGCUCACAAAUUAUCUUGAUGCAUGACUACUCAACCUUAUUUCCUGAAGAAGAUUCUCAUUAUGUACUAGCUGAAACAUGGCAAGCUGCUCAGAAAGUCUCUACUUUGAGAGAUGAAAUAAUGAUCAUUGCUGCUUAGUAACUAUAGUAUAUCUUAUCUGUUUCAGAGAUAUCAAUUCAAGAAAGACCUGAUCCUGCAGAAAUCAUGUAUCAACUGAAAGGUACAAACUUUUUAGUUCACAUUGAGUCAAGAGAUGACUCAAUGUCUUAAAUUGACUUAAAUGUUGCUUCUUGUGAAGCAAUUGAUUUUUGUCUUAGUUUAAUGUAAGUGACAUUCCUAACAGAUCAAACAAGACUUGAAAAUUAGUCAGCUAAAAGAUUAAGGCUUUUGGGAGAACAGUAUGUUUAUUAAACAUGUAUUGUAGACAGAACAUUCAUUGAUUUUGAAGCAAAUGGGUAAGAAAGCACACCUCCCAAAAUAAUCUCCUUGGAAACUUGUUUCCUUGUUUUAGCCACCGUAAGAGCUUUUGUAGAACAAUAUGAUUGUUAAACAUAGCAGGAACAUUCACUUGUUGUGGCAAAAUUGAGGAAGAAAGCAUGCUGUACCACCCCUAAUAUUCUCCCUGGAAACUUGUGUCCUUGUAUUAGCCACUAUAAGCUAAUAAUCAUAGCAGUGUUGUGGUAUUAAAGCACUAGGUCAGCCUCAAAUUUAAUGAGGGGUCAAGUCGCUUAUAAAUAAUCUCUAGAAGGUCAAUAAAUCAUCAAAUAAUAAAUGUCCAGAGAUUUUUUUUUUUAUAGGGAAGUCCUCAUAAUUAUUUUCUCCCAUGCUGACAAUGCUCUUUUGCUAACAGGUCUUCAUGAAACUGUUGUAUUCCUGCUGAAUAAGAACUUGGUUGUCAAAGUCACUUUAGUGAAAUGUAAGUGUGAAUUGUUACAAUAAAUAAACCAGGUGAAGUGUUAGAAGAUACUGUUAGAUAUCAGUUAUUGUGCAUUCAAGUCAUUCAAUGUAACUAUUUGUCAACAAAGUAAACUAUGUCCACAAAGUUCCAGUAGGUUUUGAAAAGUAGCCAUUUACUGUUGGAGAAGCAGUUUCAGUGUACUGAACUCUAGGUUGAGAGGUCUGGUUGGGAGACCUGGCUGGGUCAAUGUGUGGUGUUAUUGGGAAAGACACUUUGCUCUCAGUGCUUCUCUCCAACAAGGAGUAUAAAUGGGUGCUGGCUAACUGUCAGGAAAGCUUGAUGAAAUGCUGGGGGGGGGGGAGGGGAUGCUGGACUAACAUCCCAUUCAGGGGGUAGUAGUAAUACUCCUAGUCACUUCAUGUUGAGGAAACUUGGAUAAGCUGUGGCUGGGUGAGGCACUAGGUGCAAAUACAGACUUAUUUACAAUGCUUGAAAGCAAUCUGUUAUUCAGCUUGUAAAGAUUAAUCUGUGGGAUAGCAUUUAUCAAAGGGCCUUGAAUUUCAAGAGCACUAAUGACUAAGGAUCCUUGUUCACUUUUCUUCAUUUCUUCUAGUGAGCUGUUGUGUGAAGCGCAAAUGUUGGUGUUUUGUUACUGAAGGAAUGGGGGCAGCUAACCAAGAAGAAAUGGUAAAGCUGUUGCUUAAGUUAUACUUGUGUCUUAAGUGUUGAAGUACUGUAUCUUAUCUGUUAAUGGUUAAAAAGGAUAAAAAAAUUUUGAGUUUAGUUACUGAUUGCAGAGAGAUAUAAAAAAAAUUACUGUUAGUCAAAAAUUAUUGUCAUUGUUAGUUAGAUUAUUGUAUCCAAUGUUUUCAGGUGGUCCUGUUGGAGUGUCAUCGUAAAGAGACAAUGCUUCCAAAGGAUGUCCUUUCACACUUCAAUACAGCCUUUGCAUAUGCAAAACAAGGUAGGAUCUUGAUUCCUCUUCGUUAAUGAGAAUAGCAAUAAUUGUUGGCAGUAUUUCUUGGAACUAAGAUUUCUUUCAAUUGCUGUUAGGUCACACUGUGUCUGAACUUGGCUACACAAUUUUUGGUCAACCAUUUCUUGGCAGUAGUGACAAUGCAGGCUUUCUAUAUGUAAAACCAUCAUUUCAGGUAUGCUUUGAAAUUGAAAGCCUUGGUUCUGAGACUUUUUUUCUAGUAAGUGUAUUUCGAAUAAAGAAAAAAAAUGAAGAGAUGUGAAGAAUGAAGCUCUAGAUGGCAUUUGAUGCUGCAACAUCUUCUCUCUGGGUUACACAUGAGAACACAAAACUCAAUUAAACAUCCCAGGGAUGAUUACUUAUGGUAAUAUUAGCUUUUUGCUUUCCCAAACUCAGUUAGCUAAAAAUCCCUCUGAACUCAAACAUAAAUGCUUUUUUUUCAAAGUGCAUUUUCAAUUAUUUUCUAUCAAAAAACCCAAACUUUGUUUUAACAGUUUGAGUGGGAAAGGUUCUAUUUAUUAACAAUAACGAUAUAUACACAUGUUAGUGUGAUGAAUGUUUGAUAUUUUUUAAAUGCAAUCAAAUCUUUUCAGUGUUUGAAGAACAUCCCUGUUCCUUCCACUCCUUAUGUCAUAGGAGUGUUAAUAAAACGCCUGGAAUCACCAUGGGCCCAACUGUUUCCUUUAAGGCUGCAGCUAAGACUUGGAGCAGAGUUUAGAUGUAAGUGGGAAUUUGUUUAGUCAUAAAGAAAUCAUGCUUUCAUCAGAGCUUCUUUAGUUGACAACCAUUUCCUUUAUUAAUGUGACCUGAAUGUGUGAUUCUGGGGUAAUAGUGGACAGCAAAAUUAGAUGCUUUUGAGACUUGUUUUUGUUGAUUCUAGAUUAUCCCUGUCCAUUAUUCAGUUCAAGAAGCAGAUCAACAGUAUAUGGUGAAGUUGGACAUACAAUCAUGAAUCUGUUAGCAGUAUGUGGUCAUUGGUUUUUAUACUGUACAGUGGUUGCUCUAAAUCAGAAUCAGUCUGAUUUUAAUUUAGGAUGGGUACUUAGGCAGUGAGUGUUCUUGCACAAUGGCUGUCUUGCCAACACGUUUUGAGCUAUCUUAAAUUUCAGUAUCAUGAAGUGACAAAGAGUGUUGUUAAUCCAUCUGCAGGCCCUGGCUGUUCAAAGGCUGGGUAACACUAUCCAGCAGUUAGCCUAAUGUAUUUUGUAAAUAAUUAUCCACUGAAUAGAACUAUCUAGCCUUUGAACAAUCAAGGUGGGAUGGGACAAGAAACAGCAGUUUUGCACCCCUUGAAUUAUGUUAGAUCUCCCAGACAAUUUACUAGUAGCUGUCAUAAUUAUUCCAGAGCAGAGAACAGCUCUGUGAGAGUUAAAUGUCUCUUUCAGAAACCCAAAAUCAUGACUUUCCCACUGCUAGAUUGUAGACUGUUUUUCAUACAGAUUAUAGCCUUGCUACUGAGUGCAAACUUGCCUUAUGCUGUAAUAAUAAUUAAUUUUCUUAGGACUUCAAGAAUUUCCAGUAUACAUUACCACGAGUGACAGGGCUUCUCAUACACAUGGAAGAAAAGAAGACUUUAGUUAGACUGCCACAAGACAGAUAUGAUGAGGUAACAAUUUUGAGUGUUAACUCUCUACACCCAAACAUCAGACAGUAUGCAUAUUCUCCAUACUGUUCUGUAUACAUUUUCUAAGGAGCUGACAAGGAGAAUUUGUUGAACAAUCAAGAGCUGCUUUAGUUGGUGAUCAUUCCUUUAUUUUCAUGACCUUAAUGUGUGAGUGAGGGGUGGUAUUGUAAGGAGAAAAUAGAUGCUAGAGGUUAAGGGUUAAGUGACAACUGAAGUCUUCAUUUAUUAUGAUAGGUACAAACAUUUUACCUUUUUGGUAGGAGCAUUAAUUAAAAUUGUGAACAUACAAUACUUGGUAAUCUUUUAGGAAAACGUCUUUUGAUUCUCUCAUCAGGUAGUAAAGAUUCUCAAUGCCACUGAUGAGCAUGUCAUGGCUCUCGGAGCCAACUUCAGCUUAGAAGCAGACUCACAUCUGGUCUGUAUGCAGAGUGAACAAGGCUAUAAAACUCAAGCCAUCAACAUACAGAAUCAAGCCAGGAAAGGUACAUGCUAAAGCAGGUGGAAAAUGCACCCAGGGUCACUGGCUCAAGUAUAUAUGGUGUAUUUUUUUUAAUGUAACUCCUAUUAUUUUGGUUUUCUUUAGUAACUGGAGCAAGCUUUAUUGUCUUCAGUGGGGCGCUAAAGCCAAGCAGUCCGUUCAUGGCAAAAGUCAACAUUGUGGAAGGUUUGUAACUUGUCCUCUCCACUGAACCCUUUACAACCUAACAUUGGUAUGCAUAUUCUCCCUACUGUUUUCUCAACAUUUCCUGAGGUGCUGUCAAGGAGAAUUUGUAUAACAAUCAAGGUUUCAUUUAACUCUUGACCUUUAUGUGAAAUUCAGGGGUGAUAAUCUGGGGAAAUAUAAGAUACUGUCACUCUUAGGGGUCAAAGGGCUUAAUUUAGAGAGAGCUUGAGCCCAUUUGCCAUCUCACCAAUAUGCUGGAUGAUAUCAUGCCGUGAUUCAUGAAUUAUGUACCUGUUAGAGAUAAUAAUGCAUUAUGGACUUGUAAACAGACUGUGGACUUAUUAAUUCAUGGCAAGAUGACAUAUUUUCCAGGAAAUAUAUUGUUUGGCAUAUGGUGAGCUGUUUGAACUUAUAUUAUUGGUAUCAGUCCCACCAUCUCACCAAUAUGCUGGGUGAUAUCAUGCCAUGAUUCAUGAAUUAUGUACCUGUUAGAGAUAAUAAUGCAUUAUGGACUUGUAAACAGACUGUGGACUUAUUAAUUCAUGGCAAGAUGACAUAUUUUCCAGGAAAUAUAUUGUUUGGCAUAUGGUGAGCUGUUUGAACUUAUAUUAUUGGUAUCAGUCCCACCAUCUCACCAAUAUGCUGGAUGAUAUCAUGCCAUGAUUCAUGAAUUAUGUACCUGUUAGAGAUAAUAGUGCAUUAUGGACUUGUCAACUGACUGUGGACUUAUUAAUUCAUGGCAAGAUGAAAUACACUUGUCACUAGUUACAAUAAUUUUAAAUCAUGGUGUUGAGGGAGAAUAUUGUCUGGCAUAAGGUGAGCUGUGGGAACUCUUGUUAUUUACGAUAUCAGUUCAUCGUGCUGUAGGACUGUUUUGUAAUUAAUCACAGAGGAUGACAAAAUGUGGUGAGAACAUCAGUGACACACUCAUUCGUGCCUUGUGCUCCACUUUUUUGUUUUUACCACAUUUUGAUGUCAUCUGUGAUCUAUUGCUGAACAGAUGCACUACAACAGGGAAUUCAUUUGUUAAUUUUAGUAACAAAUGUUUUAUUCGUGAGGUGUGCAGUCGUAUUGUAGCUUUUUGUAUGAUAGGUUGAGAGUAUUUAGUUGUUCAUCUUAAACACAGGGUGCAGUUACUUUAAAUCAUAUUUUCCAGGAGAUAUAUUGUUUGGCAUGUGGUGAGCUGUUUGGACUUAUAUUAUUGGUAUCAGUCCCACCAUCUCACCAAUAUGCUGGAUGAUAACAUGCGGUGAUUCAUGAAUUAUGUACCUGUUAGAGAUUAUAAUACAUUAUGGACUUGUCAACAGACUGUGGACUUAUUAAUGCAUGGCAAGAUAUAUUUUCCAGGAAAUAUAUUGUUUGGCAUGUGGUGAGCUGUUUGAACUUAUAUUAUUGGUAUCAGUCCCACCAUCUCACCAAUAUGCUGGAUGAUAUCAUGCCGUGACAUUGGUAUGCAUAUUCUCCCUACUGUUUUCUCAACAUUUCCUGAGGUGCUGUCAAGGAGAAUUUGUAUAACAAUCAAGGUUUCAUUUAACUCUUGACCUUUAUGUGAAAUUCAGGGGUGAUAAUCUGGGGAAAUAUAACAUACUCUCACUCUUAGGGGUCAAAGGGCUUAAUUUAGAGAGAGCUUGAGCCCAUUUGCCUCUGAGACAUAGAUGGCAGCCAGACGUUUAAAGUUCUUUUCCAUGGGGCUCUCUAUAGAUCUUAUGUCUGUAUCAUUUAAUUUGGAAUUUGAUGUCAAAGCACAGCAAGAGUAGUUUUCUGUCUGUCAUAUUUUCAUUGACAGUUACUCUUUGUUUGGCCAAUGCUUUUACUUCUAGGGGAGACCCAAAUGGAAUUUCUCCUCACCAUAUCAGUAAAUUUUUGACCCUUUAACUCCCAGAAGUGAUUAAAGUAAAACUUCUCCCUACAACAUCCCUACAUUCUUCAGCAAACAGGUGAUGAGAACAGUCAAACUUAUCAGGUAGAAGCUGCUAUCUUGAUCUAGCACCAAGUUCUCAUAACUAAUUUACAAGGAAAUGUGUAGCUGCUACAGGGGAGAAUUAACAAUCACAUCUUGGGAGUUAAAGGGUUAAGCAGAAAGGUGUUAAGAAGAAAGAAUAAUACCCUCAAGUGGAUAUUGUAUGAUUGGAAGGCAAUUUCUCAAGGCUAAAACUAGAAGAAACAAAUGGCAGAAUGUUCAGAGAAUUUGAUGUUUGAAGUGCAAAGGCUAUGUUAAAUAUCAGAUGAUUUGUAUCAUUUUCCAACUCAUUAGAACUUAGGGUAUUUAUUGUAAUAUCAGUAAGAGCCAUUUUGUAGUACUUGCAAUUUUGAAUACUUGCUGAUUUAAUUUUUGUUUUUUCCUUUGCAUAGAUGGCAUUAUGGUCCAAUUGACGCCAGAAAUGAUUGAAAAGUUACGACAUUCUUUGAAAGAAAUGCAGGAUUAUUCAAUUACUACAGGGGUUCCAGGUGGGGCUGGUGAAGAACAAGUCAUUGUGGAAUGGGCCAGUCGUCAAAGUGCUUCACAGCAAGCCAGGUGCCGUGUAAAUAAUAAAUAAUCAAUUUACAAUUUAUGUUGUGCUUAUUGCAAGCCUCCUAGCACUUCGCAAUUUGAAAGAGAGAAAAACAAGUAUUUCAAAUAAACAUUAAGUGCUUGAAAAUCCCAACUGGCAGUAAGCAGACCAGUUGGCUAUUUACACAGUGCAGAUAAGGAGUUGAACAUGGGGCAACCAAAUAUUGAACAAGUCCCGCUUCAGGACUUGUUCAAUUUGUUUGAUGCCAUAAUUGUUCAUGUACUUGUAAAGAUAUUGGCAUAACUUAUGGCCAUAAAGGAGACUAAAGUCUUUGACUGUAAUUACGCACCCUAAUGAAAUAAAUUGUCCUACUAAAAACUUUUGAGAAAGGCUCUAAAUCUACAAUAAAAUGCUGAUAUUACAACUGAUUGAUUUUUCUUGAUUGAUAAUUCUUUCAAAUUUCUACAGUUUGAACAGUCCAAUAGAUGGUUUACAGCUAGGUUCUUUUCCAAGUGUCAAGGUUCACAGUGGAUGUGACUUCACACGCAAGAAUGUAUUUAGGAUACAAUGGACAGAGGUGUUCUUUUUAGGUGAAGGACAACAGAGUGCAUCACGGGACCUCAAUAAACUCACUGGAGAGCUGGCCAAGGCUUUUUGCCAGACACUCAUGCCACACUUGUCUAAAAUGAGCUCAGAUGGAUUCACCUUUGUUGGACUGAGAGUAAAUUUGGAUCCUGAUAAUGUAAGGCACAUAUAACAUAUGCCACUAUUGGGGUAGUUGGCAUGAGUUAUGAUAAGCUUUGGUAGUUAAGACAUAUUUUUAGUUCAGGUAUCUUUUUCUGUACAGUCAUUAUUUUCUUGUUGGUCAGUUGUUAAGUCAGUCUGUCAGUCAAUCAGGCAGUCGGUCAGUCAAUCAAUCUAUUAAUCAGUAAGUCAGUCAGUUCAUAUUGUGGUUUCAUGCUUGAGAGGUUGAGAGUAUGUUGUUGUUCAUCUUAGACAAAGGGUGCAGUUACUUUAAAUCAUAUAGUUGAGGAAAAACAUUGUCUAGCAUAUGGUGAGCUGUUUGAACUUUUACUAUUUAUGAUAUCAGUUCCACCAGCUCACCAAUAGGCCAGAUGAUAACAUGCAGUAAUUCUUGAAUUACAAACUGGUAUAAUUUAUAUGAUAAGUUAUUUUAUGAUCCGUUGGAGAACAGAUGCAAAGAUGACUUCACCAUGAAACAAAUAGACUCCCUCAUGCUGUAGGACUGUAUGGUAAUAGAUCACGAAGGAUGACUAAAUGUGGUGAGAAUGUCAGUGACACUCUCAGUUGUGCCUUGUGUUCCACUUUUUUGUUCUUACUACAUUUUGCUAUCAUCUGUGAUCUAUUACUAAUCAGAUGCACCACAACAGGGAAUUCAUUUGUUAAUUUUAGUAACUAAUGUUUUAUACAUGAGGUGUGCAGUCAUAUUGUAGCUUUCUGCGAGAUAGGUUGAGAGUAUGUAGUUGUUCAUCUUAAACACAGGGUGCAAUUACUUUAAAUCGUAUUUUCCAGGAAGUAUAUUGUUUGGCAUGAGAUGAGCUGUAUGAACUUAUAUUAUUGGUAUCAGUUCCACCAUCUCACCAAUAUGCUGGAUGAUCACAUGCAGCAAUACUUUAAUUACAAACUGGUAUAAUUUAUAUGAUAAGUUGGAUGACAGAUGCAAAGAUGAGUUCACCAUGAACAAUAAUUUGCUUUAUUAUUACGUGAAACAAAUAGACUCCAUCAUGCUGUAGGACUGUAUAGUAAUAAAUCACAGAGGAUGACAAAAUGUGGUGAGAACAUCAGUGACACACUCAUUCCUGCCUUGUGUUCCACUUUUUUGUUUUAACCACAUUUUGAUGUCAUCUGUGAUCUAUUACUGAACAGAUGCACUACAACAGGGAAUUCAUUUGUUAAUUUUAGUAACUAAUGUUUUAUUUGUGAGGUGUGCAGUCAUAUUGUAGCUUUCUGCAUGAUAGAUUGAGAGUAUUUAGUUGUUCAUCUUAAACACAGGGUGCAGUUACUUUAAGUCAUAUUUUCCAGGAAAUAUAUUGUUUGGCGUGUGGUGAGCUGUUUGGACUUAUAUUAUUGGUAUCAGUCCCACCAUCUCACCAAUAUGCUGGAUGAUAACAUGCUUUGAUUCAUGAAUUAUGUAACCGUUAGAGAUUAUAAUGCGUUAUGGACAGUCAACAGACUGUGGACUUGUUAAUUCAUGGCAAGAUGAAAUACACUUGUCACUAGUUACAAUAAUUUUUAAUCAUGGUGUUGAGGGAGAAUAUUGUCUGGCGUAAGGUGAGCUGUGGGAACUCUUAUUAUUUAUGAUAUCAGUUCAUCGUAUUGUAGGACUCUUUUUUUGUAAUAAAUCACAGAGGAUGACAAAAUGUGGUGAGAACAUCAGUGAGACACUCAUUCGUGCCUUGUGCUCCACUUUUUUGUUUUUACCACAUUUUGAUGUCAUCUGUGAUCUAUUGCUGAACAGAUGCACUACAACAGGGAAUUCAUUUGUUAAUUUUGGUAACUAAUGUUUUAUUCCUGAGGUAUGCAGUCAUAUUGUAGCUUUCUGCAUGAUAGGUUGAGAGUAUUAAGUUGUUCAUCUUAAACACAGGGUGCAGUUACUUUAAAUCAUAUUUUCCAGGAAAUAUAUUGUUUGGCAUGUGGUGAGCUGUUUGAACUUAUAUUAUUGGUAUCAGUCCCACCAUCUCACCAAUAUGCUGGAUGAUAACAUGCUUUGAUUCAUGAAUUAUGUACCCGUUAGAGAUUAUAAUACAUUAUGGACUUGUCAACAGACUGUGGACUUAUUAAUGCAUGGCAAAAUGACAUUUUUUCCAGGAAAUAUAUUGUUUGGCAUGUGGUGAGCUGUUUGAACUUAUAUUAUUGGUAUCAGUCCCACCAUCUCACCAAUAUGCUGGAUGAUAUCAUGCCGUGAUUCAUGAAUUAUGUACCUGUUAGAGAUAAUAAUGCAUUAUGGACUUGUAAACAGACUGUGGACUUAUUAAUGCAUGGCAAGAUGACAUGUUUUCCAGGAAAUAUAUUGUUUGGCAUAUGGUGAGCUGUUUGAACUUAUAUUAUUGGUAUCAGUCCCACCAUCUCACCAAUAUGCUGGAUGAUAACAUGCUGUGAUUCAUAAAUUAUUUACCUGUUAGAGAUAUUAAUGUAUUAUGGACUUGUAAACAGACUGUGGACUUAUUAAUUCAUGGCAACAUGACAUAUUUUCCAGGAAAUAUAUUGUUUGGCAUAUGGUGAGCUGUUUGAACUUAUAUUAUUGGUAUCAGUCCCACCAUCUCACCAAUAUGCUGGAUGAUAACAUGCCGUGAUUCAUGAAUUAUGUACCUGUUAGAGAUAAUAAUGCAUUAUGGACUUGUCAACGGACUGUGGACUUAUUAAUUCAUGGCAAGAUGAAAUACACUUGUCACUAGUUACAAUAAUUUUAAAUCGUGGUGUUGAGGGAGAAUAUUGUCUGGCAUAAGGUGAGCUGUGGGAACUCUUAUUAUUUAUGAUAUCAGUUCAUCGUGCUGUAGGACUGUUUUGUAAUAAAUCACAGAGGAUGACCAAAUGUGGUAAGAACAUCAGUGACACACUCAUUCGUGCCUUGUGCUCCACUUUUUUGUUUUUACCACAUUUUGAUGUCAUCUGUUAUCUAUUGCUGAACAGAUGCACUAUAACAGGGAAUUCAUUUGUUAAUUUUAGUAACUAAUGUUUUAUUUGUGAGGUGUGCAGUCAUAUUGUAGCUUUCUGCAUGAUAGGUUGAGAGUAUUUAGUUGUUCAUCUUAAACACAGGGUGCAGUUACUUUAAAUCAUAUUUUCCAGGAAAUAUAUUGUUUGGCAUGUGGUGAGCUGUUUGAACUUAUAUUAUUGGUAUCAGUCCCACCAUCUCACCAAUAUGCUGGAUGAUAACAUGCGGUGAUUCAUGAAUUAUGUACCUGUUAGAGGUUAUAAUACAUUAUGGACUUGUCAACAGACUGUGGACUUAUUAAUGCAUGGCAAGAUGACAUGUUUUCCAGGAAAUAUAUUGUUUGGCAUAUGGUGAGCUGUUUGAACUUAUAUUAUUGGUAUCAGUCCCACCAUCUCACCAAUAUGCUGGAUGAUAACAUGCCGUAAUUCAUGAAUUAUGUACCUGUUAGAGAUAAUAAUGCAUUAUGGACUUGUAAACAGACUGUGGACUUAUUAAUUCGUGGCAAGAUGACAUAUUUUUACAGGAAAUAUAUUGUUUGGCAUAUGGUGAGCUGUUUGAACUUAUAUUAUUGGUAUCAGUCCCUCCAUCUCACCAAUAUGCUGGAUGAUAACAUGCCGUGAUUCAUGAAUUAUGUACCUGUUAGAGAUAAUAAUGUAUUAUAGACUUGUAAACAGACUGUGGACUUAUUAAUUCAUGGCAACAUGACAUAUUUUCCAGGAAAUAUAUUGUUUGGCAUAUGGUGAGCUGUUUGAACUUAUAUUAUUGGUAUCAGUCCCACCAUCUCACCAAUAUGCUGGAUGAUAACAUGCCGUGAUUCAUGAAUUAUGUACCUGUUAGAGAUAAUAAUGCAUUAUGGACUUGUCAACGGACUGUGGACUUAUUAAUUCAUGGCAAGAUUAAAUACACUUGUCACUAGUUACAAUAAUUUUAAAUCAUGGUGUUGAGGGAGAAUAUUGUCUGGCGUAAGGUGAGCUGUGGGAACUCUUAUUAUUUAUGAUAUCAGUUCAUUGUGCUGUAAGACUGUUUUGUAAUAAAUCACAGAGGAUGACCAAAUGUGGUAAGAACAUCAGUGACACACUCAUUCGUGCCUUGUGCUCCACUUUUUUGUUUUUACCACAUUUUGAUGUCAUCUGUUAUCUAUUGCUGAACAGAUGCACUACAACAGGGAAUUCAUUUGUUAAUUUUAGUAACUAAUGUUUUAUUUGUGAGGUGUGCAGUCAUAUUGUAGCUUUCUGCAUGAUAGGUUGAGAGUAUUUAGUUGUUCAUCUUAAACACAGGGUGCAGUUACUUUAAAUCAUAUUUUCCAGGAAAUAUAUUGUUUGGCAUGUGGUGAGCUGUUUGAACUUAUAUUAUUGGUAUCAGUCCCACCAUCUCACCAAUAUGCUGGAUGAUAUCGUGCCGUGAUUCAUGAAUUAUGUACCUGUUAGAGGUUAUAAUACAUUAUGGACUUGUCAACAGACUGUGGACUUAUUAAUGCAUGGCAAGAUGACAUGUUUUCCAGGAAAUAUAUUGUUUGGCAUAUGGUGAGCUGUUUGAACUUAUAUUAUUGGUAUCAGUCCCACCAUCUCACCAAUAUGCUGGAUGAUAUCAUGCCGUGAUUCAUGAAUUAUGGACCUGUUAGAGACAAUAAUGCAUUAUGGACUUGUAAACAGACUGUAGACUUAUUAAUUCAUAGCAAGAUGACAUAUUUUCCAGGAAAUAUAUUGUUUGGCAUAUGGUGAGCUGUUUGAACUUAUAUUAUUGGUAUCAGUCCCACCAUCUCACCAAUAUGCUGGAUGAUAACAUGCCGUGAUUCAUGAAUUAUGUACCUGUUAGAGAUAAUAAUGCAUUAUGGACUUGUCGACGGACUGUGGACUUAUUAAUUCAUGGCAAGAUGAAAUACACUUGUCACUAGUUACAAUAAUUUUAAAUCAUGGUGUUGAGGGAGAAUAUUGUCUGGUAUAAGGUGAGCUGUGGGAACUCUUAUUAUUUAUGAUAUCAGUUCCACCAGCUCACCAAUAUGCCAGAUGAUAAUAUGCAUUAUUAAAAACUAGUUCAUUGGAUUAUGCAAUUCAAGAGUUUUCAUUGGCAUAGCCAUCAUGGGUUAUGAGCCAUGACACCAUGCUCUACAAAUAGGAUUGUACUUUGUAACAUUACACUUGUUCUUAUAGAAUUAAGUUGGGAGGAUUUGUUUAUAUUUUGAGGUUUUUUUAAUAAAACAAUUACUUCACACAUGCUUGUUGGAUAUGAGAUGAUUAUGGCCAACCCAGGCUUGUUGGCUAUCUAUCAUCUCAUAUCCAAUGUGCACUAGUGGAAUAAUUGUCUAUAAUUCUUAAAGUAUGACCCUUUUUUACUUAAGCUGGGUCUUGUACAACUAUAAUCAAUUUGUGUCAUCAUUUGUUAAUGUAUUUUUACUAAGUUGUGAUAUAUCCAUAUUCAUCAUGGACUAAGUUUAAGCACUUCCCAUACUGCAAAUUCUUUAACUUUAACUCCUAGAGGUGAUUAUCAUAUAACCUCUUCCUACAAUACCCAUGCAUUAUUCAGUGAAUAGGUAAUAAGAAUACUGAAACUUAUCAGGUAGAAGUUAUUGUUUUGAUUAAACAUCGAAUUCUCAUAAAAAUUAACAAGGAAAUCUGUAGCAACUAGAGGGGAGAAUAAACAAUCAGAUCUUGGCAGUUAAAUGGGCAAUGUUGUGUUUUGCAGUUGUGAUGCCAUGCUAGGUUAUGUGCAAUUAAUAAAAUUGUUCUUGUCACUUCUUUAAUCUCUCGAAGGUUGGUUAUCUUGCGGGAAGCAAUCAGCAGCACCUCCCAGCUAAUGUUAUGGUGGAUCUUGACAAUGUUUUAGUUCCUGUGAUACAUGCUGCUGCAAAUCACCAAAGAAGGCAUUCGUUAAGUGCAGAGUUGUUGUUUAAAGUUUUGAGGCUGCUUUGACAGACAUCAGCAACAAUUCCUUAGUAGCCAUGUUGGUUACCUCAUGAACAAGAAGCAACCCAAAGACAGGAAGAGGUUGAAGGACCUUUUCAGAGUACUCAAGAAGAUUUGGCAGAAAAAGCAGAAAAUAAAUAUGAUAUCUGUAAUAAUGUUCUUUUCAAAUGUAAAGUGGAUUUUCUUGGGCUGUGGAUUAAUUUAUUUGAGACACAGCAAGAGAUAUUGCUGAUUCAAACAACUUUUUAAUACUGUAACUUAAAGUGAAAUUAUAAAGUUUGUUCAAGCAUGAAUCUGAUGGAACAGGAUAUUCUUGGGUACAGUUUGCAAUAUAAGAUUAUCAGAAACUUCUCUUGUUCGUAUUUGGUUUUAUGCAUGGACUGAAAAGUAUAUAGCAGGAUUGGUGUAACACAAUAUACUGUCUUGCACAAGGUAAACUAGUUGAUCUUUUGUUAUUUAUGAUAUCAGUUCCAUUAGCUCACCAAUAUGCCAGUUGAUAACAUGCAGUAAUUCUUGAAUUACAAACUGGUAUAAUUUAUUUGAUAAGUUAUUUUGAUUAUGAUGAUUUAAAAUGAUAACAUGCAGUAAUUCUUGAAGUAUAAACCUAGUGUAUUUGUGGCACUUGUCCAGCUCUGGUCAUGUUCACAAUAAUUUUUUUUUUUAAAACAUGCUAUAAUUACAUUUUCAUCAAGGAUCUAGUUUUCAUUCUUCAAAGACUUAAAACACAAUUUUUUAGAAAGAUAUAUCCAUUGUAAUAUGGAAGGUGGGUGGGAGGGGGGUUGAUUUAUUGUUGUUUUUUUCCCACUAUUUGUUAUGCAGUUUUACUGGUAGAUCAAAAGGGUAUUUGUUACAUCAGGGCCCUCAUUACAAAUAUUUCCAUUACAUCUGGUUUAUUUCGUUAUUCUUGGGCUAAAGAAUGUGCAACAUAUAACUGGAAUUUCAUCACAACAGGUUAUAACAUCAUGAGGUUCUGAUGGAAAAUUUUAAUUAAGGAACCUCAGUUUUGCAAGGCAGUGUUUCCUAGUGUAUUAUUUAUGGUAAAGCAUGGUAACAACCAGGAUGAACCAUUGCAUUGUGUCUGUCACUUUUUUCUUUAGUAGUCCAGAAGAAUUUACAUAUUAAAGGGGACAUUAAUUUAAAACUUUAUAUUGUAAAAUAGGUUGUGGUUUUUUAUUGCAG
Messenger RNA from Pocillopora meandrina, 20579 nucleotides. The record is from the annotation of a GenBank genome assembly. NCBI's taxonomy places the organism in Eukaryota, Metazoa, Cnidaria, Anthozoa, Scleractinia, Pocilloporidae.